AUGGAGGAACUUUCACGGCUAUGCUGCCUUGCUGUCGAAGAUGUCUACGGCGGAUUUCUCGCUCAAAUUUUCCAACACUUGAUCCAACAGGGCAGGCUUUCUGUCAAUCAACUCGCACAAAGAUGUCGGCUUCCUUUGCGCCAGGUUAAGGCUGGAAUAGCCGCUCUGAUCCAGCUUCGUUUGAUUUUCCACUAUACCACUCCCGACGGCCUGUCGACCUAUCAAGCGAACGUCCACAGUGCCUACAAUCUCAUUCGAGCUGGCAGAAUCGUCGAGCUUGUUGCCAGGAGAUAUGGUCCGGCCGCCGCCAAGAUCAUGGAGCACCUAGCCAUCCUCGGCUACGCCACCGCAGACGAACUGGAGGCACACGUGUGCGAAGACAACGUAUUGACUACCUCAAAGGACUCUGCCGAGUUGACGAAUGGACAUCAUGAAGAAGGCGUUUUGCUUGGCGGAGCGAAUCCGGAGGUCAGAACCAGUUUUCGCACGGCCCUGAAACAUCUCUUAGACGACAGAUUCAUCUCGUCCGUACGCGACGCCCAUUUCCAAUCUGAAUUCGACGCUCGCCAAGAUGUUGAGCGCCAUUUACAACAUCUUGGAAUGCUUCCGUCUGCCAAGGGAAAGAAGAUUCAAUCGGAUAUCGACCAUAGGGUCGAUGUGGAACUCGAGUCGCGUCUGGACGGCACGGUCUCGUCCGCAUCCAUAAUGCAAGACUUUGAGCAGCGGGAUUCGAACGAAAACAUGACCUACAGCCAGGUAUAUCUAUCCACAAUUCCUAUGCUGUGUAUUGAUUAUUCUAACCUGCUUGCCGCCAUACGCAAUGAGAGGGUAGCAUCCACUGCAUACAAAUUGUUUGGCCAGCCAGCCGCACAGGUGGCGCGAGCAGCUUGUUCGCAGGUCGAUGUCGAUUCUGGUCCUUUCAAAAUCCAAAGCGCUACCUCCGCACCAAUACAAAGACUCAAUGUCUCCCAGAUACGCAGCAGCAUGGCUGAAGAGGCAACACAAGAGACCCUAAAUGAGGAGGAUGCUGAGAAUGGCUGGCUUGGAGAGUACGCCCUCAAUGGUUAUGCUGAUCCGCAAGUCAAUGGCGCACAGCAUUAUUCACAAAUUGAUCAGCAUUUGGCAGUACUGGCAGAAGGUCCCUUCUCCUUUCUCUCACAAGAACCUGGGGGGGGGCAGUGGCUGCUGCAUCGGUCUAGGUUGAGCAAUUUUCUGCGGGACGGAGAAUUGAUGAGAUUUAUGGGCGAGAGCUUGAGCGGACCGGCUCUCAGAAUCCUGCGUAUGCUCAUGGAUAAGGGGAAGCUAGACGAGAAAUCGUUGCAAGAAAUUGGUCUGUUGGGCGCAAAAGAACUUCGUCAAUGCUUGGCUCAGUUGCAGCUGAUGGGGUAUCUCGAGCUCCAGGAAGUCCCCCGGGAGCCCCAGCGACAGCCCAAUCGCACAAUAUUCCUAUGGUUCUACGAUGCGGAGAGGGUUCGAAAGGUGGUUCUUGGCAGACUCUACAAAACUAUGGCACGAUUAUUUCAGCGCUUACACCUGGAAAGGGAGAGAUUGGCGUCCACCUUGAGCAAGGUCGAGAGGACUGACGUGCAGGGGAGCGAAGAAGAAAUGCUUUCACAAGCCGAGCUCCAGGUUUUAUUCAAGUGGCGUCAAAAGGAAGCUUGGUUUAUGACCGAAAUCAACCGUUUGGAUGAAUCCGUUGUCAUCCUCCGCGAUCUUUGA
Capronia coronata CBS 617.96 is the source of this 1719-nucleotide messenger RNA. RefSeq lists its product as uncharacterized. Gene Ontology annotation, molecular function: single-stranded DNA binding. NCBI's taxonomy places the organism in Eukaryota, Fungi, Ascomycota, Eurotiomycetes, Chaetothyriales, Herpotrichiellaceae. Gene Ontology annotation, biological process: DNA-templated transcription. The transcript has 4 exons. Gene Ontology annotation, cellular component: RNA polymerase III complex. Bases 1 to 1719 code for a protein of 572 amino acids. The record is from RefSeq and is a predicted model, not a curated record.